AUGCUUCAAGCCCGAAUAGCUGGGCGCGUCAGUGUCAUCGAAAGAAGUGGGACCAGAACGCCAAGUCAUCAUCUGUCUUCUUCAAGAUCGAAUCAUACUGUGGAUAUAGAACGUAGUGGAGGCGUUUACAUUUCUGUUGACAAGCAUGUAACUAUUGAGCCGGAACGUGUUGUGCAGAACCCGAUACAAAUGAGGCCUUCACUCACGAUGUAUGGCGAGGAUCGUGAACACAGCUCUAUUGAGCUCUCUGAUCUUAGGAAAGGAGCUUCUAUUGCAUAA
Molecule: messenger RNA, 279 nt
Organism: Fomitiporia mediterranea MF3/22
Lineage: Eukaryota; Fungi; Basidiomycota; Agaricomycetes; Hymenochaetales; Hymenochaetaceae
Exons: 2
Coding region: 1-279 (92 amino acids)
Source: RefSeq, a predicted model, not a curated record